GUCCUUGACAGCCGGCGAGGCUUUGAAAGUCUCGAGUCUGACUCCAGUGCAGGAGAGACCAUGUCCGCCGUCACAGGCACACUGUACUCACCUCCACUCUCAUUUAAAACUCAUUCUCCAUGAAAUAACAGUAACGCGGGGCCUCAAGGAUGGCCAACUCGGGGGCUGUUCAGGUGAAGCUCGAGCUCGGUCAUCGUGCCCAGUUCCGGAAGAAGCCCACCGUGGAGGGUUUCACCCACGACUGGAUGGUGUUCGUCCGGGGACCGGAGCACAGCAACAUCCAGCACUUUGUGGAGAAAGUCGUGUUUCACCUGCACGAGAGCUUCCCUAAACCAAAAAGAGUGUGCAAGGAUCCACCGUACAAAGUGGAGGAGUCCGGAUACGCCGGCUUCAUCUUGCCUAUUGAAGUUUACUUCAGAAACAAGGAAGAACCGAAGAAAGUUCGCUUUGAUUACGACCUGUUCCUCCACCUGGAGGGCCACCCCCCGGUCAAUCACCUUCGCUGUGAGAAGCUCACCUUCAACAACCCAACGGAGGAGUUUCGUAGGAAGCUACUGAAAGCCGGAGGGCAACGGGAUCCUCACAAACGAAGUUCAGAAGACUCAAAAGUGAUGGUGAUGCAGGAGGGCUCCACCUCCCUGUUCAGCCACAACCUGAAGCUGCCUACGCUCCCCAACAGCUCGCUGACAUCCACCUUCUCUGACCCAAAGAAGAGCAAAAGCUUCCACGGGUCAAAGGAUGGCUCCAAAGGAAGCAGCACCACCCUUCUCACCACCGCCACAACCACCAACACCAACAGCAGCAGCAGCUUCUCAAAACUCCACAAACCCUCCAAGGACCACAAAGACAAGACUCCAAAAGACUUGAAAGAGCCAAAAAGUGCCUUCAGAGACUCUGGCUGGGAACCCAGCAAAGCCCCCAAAGAACCUUCCAGGAAACCCAAAGAGAACCAACCACUUAGAGAUAUGAACCCUAAGAUGGGCUUUAAGGAACCCAAGUCUUUGUCCAAGGAGCAUCGGACUGAGGGAACGACCCACGGCUCGUCGCUAAACAAGCGACUGCCCACCCUCGAUAGUGACGAUCAUGUGACCAAAAAACGUAAAAAGGGAUUUGUGGAUCCAUCAGGGAAGCAUACAUCAGGGCCCGAAUCUCAACAUUUGGAUAAGAAGCUCUUGAAGGAUAGAUCACAGAUGCGAAUAAGUAAACAGCGAGCAGAAGGCGACGAGGCCGAGCACAGGAAGGUGUUGACACUUCCGCCAUUCCAGGAACUGGUGGACCCCAAUGACUCUGAUAUGGAGGACCAGUCCACCAAAUCAGAUUCAGAGCAACCCAGUCCAGCCAGUUCCAGCUCCAGUUCAGGCUUUGCUCACACACGCCACAAACGACAAGUGGUGGACUUCAUCAUCAGGAAAAGGGUGGCUAUUCCUGCCACCACCCACACAGUGCUGGGCCCACUGCAGUCGGUCAUGCAGGAUCUGCACUCAGACGACAACGAUGAAGAUUCAGACAACGACAACGACCGUGACAUGGACUCUGACAGCGAGCGGCCAGCGCACACACAUCUUACACACCACCAACGCAGGGUCAGUUUGAGUGACGGCAGCGAGAGCGACAGCUCCUCACCCUCACCCCCAUGCCGCAAUGAAGCCCCCCCCUUACUAAAGACUACUAACAACCAGAUCCUGGAGGUGAAGAGUCCCAGCAAGCAGGACAAGAACAGGAACUUGCGUACCUGGACGAGCUGGUGGAACUGCACAAAAGACUGAUGACGCUCAGAGAAGGUCAUAUCCUGCAACAGAUUGUGAACCUGAUUGAAGAGACGGGACACUUCCACAUCACAAACACUACGUUUGACUUCGACCUUUGCUCCUUGGACAGAAGCACAGUCCGGAAGCUGCAGAGCUACCUGGAGACGUCCGGACUGUCCUGAGCCCCGGAGCUACCUGGAGACGUCCGGACUGUCCUGAGCCCCGGAGCUACCUGGAGACGUCCGGACUGUCCUGAGCCCCGGAGCUACCUGGAGACGUCCGGACUGUCCUGAGCCCCGGAGCUACCUGGAGACGUCCGGACUGUCCUGAGCCCCGGAGCUACCUGGAGACGUCCGGACUGUCCUGAGCCCCCCGGAGCUACCUGGAGACGUCCGGACUGUCCUGAGCCCCCCGGAGCUACCUGGAGACGUCCGGACUGUCCUGAGCCCCCCGGAGCUACCUGGAGACGUCCGGACUGUCCUGAGCCCCGGAGCUACCUGGAGACGUCCGGACUGUCCUGAGCCCCGGAGCUACCUGGAGACGUCCGGGCUGUCCUGAGCCCCGGAGCAGCGGGCUGCUGGAUCUCGGUCUCCACGUAGACGUUGGAUUUUUCUUCAACAAACUCCAACUUUGGAUGCAAAGUAAAGGCCCGCUGUGGGCGGGUCCAGUUGCUGUGUCCAGCCUGCUGAUUGGACCAGGGCCACGUGUUGGGGGGUAGGGGGGGUGAGCCCUGUGGAUCAGGAGAUCACCCAGAAAGCCUUGAAACGUCACUUGAUUUAUAAAACAAUUAAAAAAAAAAAACAAGUGAGGAGUGGCCAACUUGUUGCUCUUAAUGAAUGUGCAUAUUUUUACCAUUUAUGUUCUUUGAUUUAUUGUUCGUUGGGACAAAUGCAUGGUCGACAUCGCCUUACUACAUUGUAAGUUUUAUUUAUUGAAGUGUGUGUGUGUGUGUGUGUGUGUGUGUGUGUGUGUGUGUGUGUGGGGGGGGGGGGAACGGAGGCGCUGGUACUGUACAGCCAAGUCCAUGUUGCAACCCCCCAAGGGGUAGUGUAAAAAAAUAAUGCUCCAGCUGUUAUUAUCACCCUCUGCCUCAUGGAUCUGACCAAUCAUUUUCACUGAAAUGUCUUUUUCUACAAACAAACUUCAUCCUGACACACAGUGGCUUUGAAUCCCUCUUACAAGGAAGCUUGUGGUUAUUGAUUUCAUAUUUCUAUUAUUGCAUUUGAUCCAAAACCCAACUCGCAGACUCAUUAGAUUAACGUGAGCAUGUGGACUCCACAUGCAGGAGGGAGGUCGGUUUUCCACACCAGCACGUCUGAAGUGCAACAUCAUUUGGCAGUUUUUUAUUCCCGUAUUGUGACACUGUAGAAACCAGACUGGAGCGAGCUGAGCACGAAGGACUAAAGUGAACGUUGUCGUGCUGUCGGUACCAAAUCCAGGACUAAUGUGCUGCACCAGGUCCUGCUCAGCUACAGGGCCAGACGCAUAGUUAAUAGACCCGCUUGGUUUAGGACACGACUACUGCUGGGGGAAGUCCUUCUCUCUUUGUAGACCAGACCGAGCCCUGCAAGAGGGAAAGGGGGGAACAAAGUCCCAGCGUGCGGUCCGACAGCUCCUGCAUUUCUGAAACGUGUGAAACAUUUUGGUUAGAUUUAACAAAUGAGAGAGAGCCAAAAGGGGGUUUUUGGCCGACGAGUACUGUUACGGGUGUCUUUUAUUUAUUUUGUGGGUGUUUGAGUUGCAUCCGUUCUCCCAGGAGAACGCCUCGGUUAGAUUUUUAAAGUUCAGGAUUCACCUCGAAGGGCUUCCUCACCCUGUGUUCUGUCUUAUGGGUUCGUGUGUAUUUUGAGGACAUACAAUAAAUAUUCUGUAUGAUGUACAGAGGAGUUA
Molecule: messenger RNA, 3638 nt
Organism: Etheostoma spectabile (orangethroat darter)
Lineage: Eukaryota; Metazoa; Chordata; Actinopteri; Perciformes; Percidae
Gene: mllt3
Product: MLLT3 super elongation complex subunit
Biological process (GO): positive regulation of DNA-templated transcription
Cellular component (GO): transcription elongation factor complex
Molecular function (GO): chromatin binding
Source: RefSeq, a predicted model, not a curated record